Messenger RNA from Paramisgurnus dabryanus, 3464 nucleotides. RefSeq names its product sialoadhesin-like. The record is from RefSeq and is a predicted model, not a curated record. Lineage: Eukaryota; Metazoa; Chordata; Actinopteri; Cypriniformes; Cobitidae.
CAGGAGACAAACAGUCUAUCAGUAAUCUCUCUUGAAGUGUCAUGUGUCAUGAAGUUCAGUGAUUAUUUUUAACCCACUUGCGGCAUUCACAACAAAAUGGAUGAAGGCAGAUCCUGAGUGCAGUGGGCGCAUCCAUGACCGUACUUAAAAGAGUAUGAAGUAUGGUCAGGCAAAUUAUUUUUGUAUGUAUUUGCUCACCUAUUUCAGGCAAAUUCAACAUCAAUAAGCAAAGGAUUCACACAUUACAAUAAAGAAAAUAUUAAGAUGAAGUAAUUUUCUUGAAACAUCACGCUAACCGUGUACAUGCCUGUGUUUAGUUGACUUCUUCAUUUAGGUUAGAUGUAAUCAGUUCACUCAAUACAGCUGAGUCAACUGCCUCUAGUGGACAAAAACAACACUGCACCAAAUAUACAAGAGUCUCUCUGUGGUGUACAGAUCAAAAGGAUUUCCAAAGUGAAUUCACUAAAUAACACAAAACAAAGUCAUGUUUAAUUUAAAGGGGUCACAUCAACUUUAUUAAAAUAACUGGGCCAGUACCCUUUGUAAAGACCCCAUUUAGGUACAGAUAUGUGAUGUCAGUAUGUACCUCGAGGUAUUAAUAUGAACUCUUUAUGUGCACAGGUGUACUUUUUAAAAGGGUAGCGCCCCAGUGACAGCUAGAGAUCAUUUAUAACAUUUGUUUCUGACAGUGUAUGGAUUAUAUUAUUACUGGGAAACAUGAAGACAUACGGAGCCCUUCUCAUGACAUGGGUCCCUAACAUUGGAUAAUUUAAAUGUAACCUGUGAUGAACUGAAUAUUUGUGCUGUGAGGGGGGACCAGAUGAAUGUGAGGUGCGAUUACUCAAACAUCAACAUCAAAACUGGGUUCUGGCUCAGUCAGAAACAGAGAACAAACUGGAGAAACAAAGAUGAACCUGAAGAUUUGACUUUAGAUUCAGAUUACUCAGGACGAGUGAAGCAGUGGGUCACUAAAGAUUACUCAGAGCUCUUAAUAUCAGAUGUGAUAGAGAGAGACAGUGGAGAAUAUCAGCUCAUGAUCAUUAUGAAGGAUGGAGUUAAACAUCUCAGCUCAGUCACAGUCAAUCUAACAGUCACAGUUUUACAGGUGAAGAUAAAUCCUGAAUCUACAGGACAGCGAGUAAAACUGAGCUGUGAUUCCUCCUGCCCUUUGACAUCUGAAAAUGAGUACAGCUGGUACAAGAAUGGACAACUUUUAACACAUAACCAAAGCAUAUUUGUGUCAUCCAGUGGAAACACUGACAGUUAUUCCUGCACUGAGUCUUUUUCAGUUCCCUCUUCAUCUGUGUGUGUUUCUAACAGUAGCUGCUGGGGUGUGACUUACACAUCUACAAGAGUUUGUGCUUUAGUGGGAUCAACAGUAGAUAUUCACUCUUCAUACUCACAUCCCACUGGAGAUACAGUAGAGAAAACAUACUGGCAUUACUAUCAUCAUGGGGAAUUCAAAGAUCUGCGUGAGGAUCAUCAGUUUUCUGGUCGUGUGGAGUUUGUGGGAAACACACUGAGAGUCAAAGACGUCAACACGAGUGACACUAGAUUAUAUCGAUUCAGCAUCAUCACUAACACAUCAGAUGAAGUUUCUGGUUUACAUGGAGUCGAUCUUAUUGUUACAGAUACACGUGUGAUAAGCAGCCCAAAGCGUGUGAUAAAUGGAGAAAAAGUGAUAUUAAGCUGUUCAACUGAAUGCACUUUGGAUAGCAAACAUACUUACAUCUGGUAUAAGAAUGGACAACAGGUAACAGAUGGAUUGAGAUUAUUAAACAAGCUGUACCUGGACUCAAUCAACAGUGAGGAGCUACAAGAGUAUUCCUGUACUGUAAGAGAUUCAAUGGACAAAACCAAUGAAACAACUGUCAGAAACAAUGAAGAAGCCGACAGUUCAGUGUAAAUAAUCUAAUGUUCAAAUACAUGAAUUAUUCAUUGAAGUAUUGAGUUUAUCAUUCAACAGUCUUGUGUCAGUGUCAGAUCAACUGUAACAUCACAAUGCAUAAAUCCUAGAUGAAGAUACUGUGAUCUACUUUCAUCUUCACUGUCAGGCUAUGUAAGGGAUAAUGUAGAGGCAGCCGGUAGUUAUUGGGGAAAUAAGCCCCGACAGUGUGAUCAGGACCCGACGCGAAGCGGAGGGUCUUGUAUCACACUGAAGGGGCUUAUUUCCCGAUAACUACCAGCUGCCUCUACAUUAUCCCGCUUAUUACACGGCUACUUGUUCACAUAAGAAAAAAACCGGACAUGAAUAUGAAUUUGAAACAUUUUAUUGGCAUAUUUGUUUUAAAUUAACAUUUUUAUCCUUCCGCGAAACUUUGCACAGAUGCAUAAAAUGAUCGUAAUACCUUAUUAAGAUCCUCUGCUUCAUACUUGUCUGUCUCCAUUUUUUCUCUUUUAGCCAGUCUUUGAGAAGUUUUAAUGCCCAUUCUGUAUUUUUUUGUGUGUUGGCUUCGUAGCUGUCAUGCUCUAUUUUGUCAAGAUCAGUCUCAGUAAGCUGUCUGUGUCUUGUCGUGGUUGUCCAAUGUUUGUCACAAGAUGGCGCCAAACAGUAAUCUUUAUUAAUCUUGAUUGACGCGGAGCGAUUUUACUCGUACAAGUAGUACCGCCUAUGCGUUAUUACAUUGGAGCGGUUAUUAUUUGAAAAGAACGAACCUGCAAAUGUCUCAACUGACCAAUCAGAAUCAAGCAUUCCAGAGAGCCGUGUAAUAAUAUUGUAUAAACUAUGGGGACAUUAUUUACACGCAUGUUGCUUUCAUUUUACAGUUUAGACACUGACUGUGUAUCAUAGCUCUUUAUGUUUUAUAAUUCAUUGUCAUUGUUGUAUAUUUUAUAAUACAGUCUUUUGGUUUCAUUAAGUUUGAGAAAACUGCAGCAGUGAUUUAUUUCUUUAAGCCGUAUUGAGUUAACUUCUUUUAUUUGGGUAAUCUUCUUUUACUAACAAAUAGUUGCUAUGAUUUUGUCUCUUCUAAAUGUCGACUCUUCAGUGUACUUAGGUUUUAUUCAGGACUCAGUAGAAAAUCUUUUGCUUAUUCUGCACUCUGGUCAUGAAUUAAUCUUCAGAAUGUAACAACAGCUUGAUCAUUUUAUUACCAUGGGAAAGUUUAAAGCGCUUAUUAAAAGUUUGAAGCUUAUAAAGAAGUUUCUGUUAUAAGAAUGUUAUUGCUAUAGGCUUGAUUUUGUGUAAAUACAUUUACAUGACAUUUUAGUAUUUACGAGUCCUUUACAGGUAUAUUAGUGCAUCUAAAUUUUGUUCACUGUUUUUUUAUUGUACUUUUUAAUUUUGUCUUUAUGAAAAGUGUGGCUUCUCAGCUGGGUCUCCCACAGGCCGGGGACACACCUAAGGAUUUUUGCACAGAUUAUGAAUGUAAUUUAAUUUGAACUACUGAUCAUGCAAGUGCUUUCCCAGCGUUAUGGGCCGCCUUGGUUAAAUAAAGAUUAAAUAAAAUAUAAAAAAUCCUUGA